Molecule: messenger RNA, 408 nt
Organism: Trifolium pratense (red clover)
Lineage: Eukaryota; Viridiplantae; Streptophyta; Magnoliopsida; Fabales; Fabaceae
Product: S-protein homolog 2-like
Exons: 1
Coding region: 1-408 (135 amino acids)
Source: RefSeq, a predicted model, not a curated record
AUGUCUCUAUUUACAGAAAAACUUCUCUUGAUGUUUGUAUUGUCGUUGCUAUCAGUGCACAAUGUAACUAGUGCUUAUUUCAAGACGACUGUGACUAUUACUAACUCUUUGUCAGGAAAUUUGGACUUAAACGUUCAUUGCAAAUCUGCGGAUGAUGAUCUUGGACCUCAUCUUCUUCAUCAAGGUCAGAGUUAUGAUUGGAGUUUUGGAAAUAAGUUUUUUGGAGGAACAUUAUUCUUUUGUACCGUUCAAUGGAAUAAUGAGAUACAUAGAUUUGAUGCAUAUGAUCAAGAUAACGAUCUUUUAAAAUGUUAUAAAAGUAAUUGUAUUUGGCUUAUAAAACAAUCUGGACCUUGUAAGGUACACCCUGAGGAAAAGCAUGAUGAAUGCUUUCCGUGGAAAAAUUGA